GCUGAGGAGAACUGUCGCUCCGGUGCCUGGCUCAAUUUUUAAGCCAACCUGUGACCAUGCUCCGGCUUUUCAGCCAGGCAAAGUGUUGCUUGCCGGUGAAAUGGGGUUUGCAGAGGUCCCUGGGCUCUGUCCGUUUUCCCGCAGCUGUGCAGCACCACAGAUCCCUGACAACUUCUCAUCCAACCCAGGCCCAGACGGGCUCCCCGUGGCCCAAAGAUGUGGGCAUCCUUGCCCUUGAGGUGUACUUCCCUUCCCAGUAUGUGGACCAGGUUGAGCUGGAGAAGUACGACGGGGUGGAUGCAGGGAAGUACACCAUAGGCCUCGGCCAGAAGCAGAUGGGGUUCUGCGCCGCUCACGAGGACAUCAACUCCCUAUGCCUGACCGCGGUGCACCGCCUGGUGGAGCGAAGCCGCAUUUCCUGGGACUCCAUUGGCCGCCUGGAGGUGGGCACGGAGACCAUCAUUGACAAGUCCAAAGCGGUCAAGACCGUUCUGAUGCAGCUCUUUGAGGACUCCGGGAACACCGACGUAGAGGGUAUUGACACCACCAAUGCCUGCUAUGGAGGCACAGCUUCUCUCUUCAAUGCAGCGGACUGGGUAGAAUCUAGUUCCUGGGAUGGACGCUAUGCCUUGGUCGUCUGCGGAGACAUCGCUGUCUAUGCUACCGGGAAUGCCCGGCCGACAGGUGGAGCAGGGGCUGUUGCUAUGCUGGUUGGACCAGAUGCCCCUCUGGCUUUGGAGAGAGGUCUCCGGGCAACCCACAUGGAACACGUCUAUGACUUCUACAAGCCAGAUAUGGCUUCGGAAUAUCCAAUUGUAGAUGGACCGCUCUCCAUCCAGUGUUAUUUCCGAGCUCUGGACCGAUGUUAUGCCACAUACCGCAAGAAGAUUGAAAGCCAGUGGCAGAAAGCUGGCAUUAACAAGCACUGUACUCUUGAAGACUUCCAGUUCAUGAUCUUCCACACACCCUUCUGUAAGCUGGUGCAGAAGUCUCUGGCACGUGUUGUGCUCAACGAUUUCCUGGCAUCGCCCAAUCCUGAUCUUGAGAGUGGGAUCUAUAAAGGGCUUCAAGACUUCAGGAAUGUGAAAUUAGAAGACACUUACUCCAGCAAGGAGGUGGAUAAAGCUUUCCAGAAGGCCAGCCAAGAGCUCUUCAAUCAGAAGACCCAUCCUUCCCUCUUCCUCUCCGCUCGCAAUGGCAACAUGUACACACCGUCAGUGUAUGGCUGCCUCGCAUCUCUCCUGGCACAGUACUCUGCCCAGCAGCUGGCUGGCUCCAGAAUUGGGGUCUUCUCCUAUGGUUCAGGCCUGGCAGCCAGCCUGUUCUCCCUGAAGGUUUCGGAGAAUUCAGCUCCAGGGUCCCCUCUGGAAAAGUUGGUAUCCAGCCUUUCAGAUCUGGGGGCUCGGUUGGAAUCCCGUAAAUGUGUCCCACCAGAGAAAUUUGCUGAGAUAAUGAAGAUCAGAGAGGACACUCAUCAUUUGGUCAACCACACUCCCCAUGGUUCAAGCAGUGACCUGUUUCCAGGAACCUGGUACUUGGAGCAAGUGGACGACAAAAACCGAAGAAACUAUGCUCGGAGACCAAUGUAGGAGAAGGAGAAGCUGCCAUUCUGGCUCAAGCAUACAGAGAUGAAGGCUUUACCAUCAGGAAACAGAACAAGCAAACUGUCUGAAGAUGGACUCUUGAGUCCCAGUGACCUAGUAGAAUUUACAUGACUGAUUGGAUUGCCUGUAGUGCUGGGCUCCCUGGCUGUCUCUGGAGGAGUCAUCUACUUUUUCUUUUAUCAUCAUUUUGGACUACAUACUUGGCUGAUGUGGGAAAGGUUUGCAUGGAUACAUCAAGCAUGUGACCACUGAUGGAGAAAGUUCCUGUGCAGACAGAGUGGGAACUAGUUUUGUGACAAUCCUAUCCUAUAGAAUCCACGCCCUUAGGAUCCCCUCCUCCUUUGUUAGUUUUAUGUUUUUCCCACCUCAUCCUUCUUUUAGGUCGUGCGAGAUUUGGGGUUUUUAUACAGCUUGAAAUGAUAAUAAAAUAAUAAAAUGGAAAGCCAUUCUGUGCAGA
This is a messenger RNA of Sphaerodactylus townsendi, 2061 nucleotides long. It is a transcript of the gene HMGCS2, whose product is annotated as 3-hydroxy-3-methylglutaryl-CoA synthase 2. The record is from RefSeq and is a predicted model, not a curated record. Gene Ontology annotation, biological process: acetyl-CoA metabolic process. The coding region runs from base 57 to 1589 and encodes 510 amino acids. Lineage: Eukaryota; Metazoa; Chordata; Lepidosauria; Squamata; Sphaerodactylidae. Gene Ontology annotation, cellular component: mitochondrion. The transcript is spliced from 10 exons. Gene Ontology annotation, molecular function: hydroxymethylglutaryl-CoA synthase activity.